Messenger RNA from Schistosoma haematobium, 11033 nucleotides. RefSeq names its product Chromodomain-helicase-DNA-binding protein 1-like (gene CHD1L). Gene Ontology annotation, molecular function: ATP binding; ATP-dependent chromatin remodeler activity; DNA helicase activity. The transcript is spliced from 21 exons. Bases 308 to 2734 code for a protein of 808 amino acids. Gene Ontology annotation, biological process: chromatin remodeling; DNA repair. Lineage: Eukaryota; Metazoa; Platyhelminthes; Trematoda; Strigeidida; Schistosomatidae. The record is from RefSeq and is a predicted model, not a curated record.
CCGAACUGACUGUAACUAUUGCGUUUGUGAAAGAGAUCUUCAAAGCAGCCUUUAUGAUCUAAAAUCUGUAACUUUAUCAAAAAGGAACAAAGAAAAUGCAAAUAAAUCAGGCAGGCUAUUCUGUUCAGAUUUCGAGUUAUUGGAUAUUGGAACUGCCCAGAGACUUCGCGGUCCUCUUGACAUUUGAAGGUCGGGGCUACGUAAAUAUAACGUGCAAUUGAAAUUUGUUUAAUAAUGUUUCUGUAAACUUUAUGUACAUUCCACGUCCCGGUACCUACUACUUGAUUUUUCAGAAUAUCGCUUUUCAAUGGACUAUUUAAUAAAAUCUUGUGAAAGUUUAGUCAACCCUACCUGUUCUAUUGAAUUUGAAAAACUUGUGGAAUUUGGCUUAACCGGAAUCGUCAUUCGUGAAUAUCAACUACAAGGAAUUAACUGGUUAAUAAAUUGUGAUUUACAAAAUCAUGGUGGACUAUUAUGUGAUGAAAUGGGUUUAGGUAAAACAUGUCAGGUUAUUUGUUUUAUUUUAGCUAUCAGUAAUUGGAAAUCUAAUGCUACUUUUUUAAUUGUAUCUCCACUUUCUGUUAUAGAAAAUUGGAGAUGUGAACUUCAAAAUAUUGCUCCUAAUAUUUCAUUCAUGACUUAUAUCGGUGACAAAGUAACACGUUCUAACUUACAAUCUAAUUAUAAUAAAUCAAUUAAAAUCCUGUUAACUACUUACGAGAUUUGUAUUAAUGAUGAAGCAUUUUUUAAAACAUUCUAUUGGAACUAUGUCAUUAUUGAUGAAGGGCAUCGUCUUAAAAACUCUAAUACUCAAUUGUAUUCAAUGUUAAAUGAGACAUGUCUAGGAAUUCGUUUUAUACUAACUGGUACACCAGUUCAAAAUAACUUAGAAGAGUUGUUCAAUUUACUGCAUUUUGUCGCACCUAACUAUUUCCAUGGAAAAUUACGUUCUACAUUUUUAACUCAUUUUGGCAAUGCAGAUAAAAAAGAUGAAACAGAUCAAGAUAUGGCAAAAAUUCUACGUCCAUUCCUUUUACGGCGUAUUAAACAAAAUGUCUUAACUGAUUUACCACCACGUGCAGAUAUUUUAAUCUAUCAUUCAUUAACCAGUUUACAAACACAAAUUUAUCGGGCCCUAUUAACACGAAAUGCAGAUUUAUUUCAAUCUAUUACUGGUCAACAUAAUAAUAAUCUACGUAUUCACAAUCGUUUACAGAACUUGAUUAUGAAUUUAAGAAAAUGUGUAAAUCAUCCAUAUUUAUUUGAUGGUAUAGAACCAGAACCAUUCACACUUGGUGAACAUUUAAUUCAAACCAGUUCAAAACUUUUUUUAUUAGAUCUUCUUUUACAAUUUCUAUAUAAUCCUAAUCAUUCUAAUUUAGAUAAAUCAUUUUAUUCUUCUAAUUCAAAACCUAUACAUAAAGUUUUAAUCUUUUCUCAAAUGACUCGUAUGCUUGAUAUUAUACAAGAUUAUAUGACUUUAAGAGGUUAUAGUUAUGAACGUUUAGAUGGUUCAGUACGUGGUGAAGAUCGUUUUCAAGCUGUUAAGAGUUUUAAUGAAGAUCAAGAAACAUUUGUGUUUCUACUUAGUACUCGUGCAGGUGGUCAGGGUUUGAAUCUUGUCUCUGCUGAUACUGUUAUUUUUGUUGAUAAUGAUUUUAAUCCACAAAUCGAUGUACAAGCCGCUGGGCGUGCUCAUCGUAUUGGUCAGACCAAGCCAGUUCGAAUAAUAAGACUUGUUUGCCGGCAUACUGUUGAAGAAGCAAUAUUGUCUCGUGCAGAGACCAAAUUAAAAUUAGCAACUCGUGUAUUAAAUACGACAGAUUUAAAAAAUCUAGAAAAUAAAACUGAUAAACCGUUCACAUUCGAUGAGUUGAAUAAUGUUCUUAAAUUUGGAUUGGCUAAACUACUCAAGACAACUGAUAACAAUGUUGGCAACAAUGAUGGGGAUGACAAGAAAGUUAAUCUGAAUUUUACUCAAAUACUUGGUGAAACAGAUCAUGAAACCGGACACUGGUUACCAGUUCCUCCAUCCACCAUAAAUAAUGGCACCUUAGAAGAACAGAUAAAUUCUUGUGGUUGGGUGUUACUCACAAAUGAACCGUUUCACUGUGAACCUAGUGAAGCUGAUCAAGAAGCAGUUAAAAAGUUGCAACAAGACUAUGAAUUAACCAAAUCUAAAUUAAGCGUUGAAGAUGAUGAAUUGCUUGCAUCAGAAAAUAUCACAGGAUUUAGUGUAUCGAAUUCUACUUUCACCAAAUUGAAUAACCAUCGCAAAAAGUUAACACCAGAAGAAAUUGAAGCUCGUAAUAAAAAGGCUGCUGAGACUAAAGCUAAACGUGAAUAUAAACGAAAAGAAAAUGAAGCAAUUCGGAGCGCUGAACGUUUAGAAAGAAAACUUUCCUUAUGGCAAUCUGUUGGCUAUAAAACAUUCAGUGUGUUCCGAGAUGAAUCAACUAUAGCUGAAGUAAAUCAUUAUCCACAUCCUAAUCAUAGGGAUCAAUUAGAGAAUGUACUUGAUAAUGAUAAUGACUUCAGAGAUGAAAUAAGAAAUAACAUGGCAAGUGAAGAGUUUCCAUAUGGAACUGAUGCUGGAAUCUACUAUAAAAUUGGUGAUGCCUCUGAGCCACUUAGUAUUUUCUCAUUAAUGAAAGCUGAAAAUAAAAUUGAUGGUACACCACCAUAUUUUGUAUGUACUACUAUUGGUAAGUUUAAUGUCUUUUCAGAUCACUGAUGCUUUCUAAUAAUAAAUUUAAAACUUAGACAUGCUAUAUAUGAAGUGAUUACGAGUUCACCUAAUUUGAGAACGGAACGAGGAUUCUGUAACACAAUGACAGAAAGCUAGCUAUUCUGACGCAUCCUAGCCCGCUAACUAGAGAGAGAAGUCCAAGUUCGAACGGGGAAAUAUAUUCUGUAAGCAGCCAGAAGCAUAAGCAACAACAACAGACAUAAAUCAAACGGAUAUAUACAGCCAUAAACUGUCCUUGGGAAGCGUUAAAAAAUAACAUACUAAAAAGAUACAACGAACCAAUAGCGUUUAAGAUCCUCCGAAGUGGAAAGUGCAACAUGAAGGUGGAAAUGAGCGCUUUUGGCGCGGAAACAAGAAAUUCAAAUUUUUAAAAUAAAAUUACAAAAAAUAAGGUAUUUAUCAAGUAAGUUCUGGCGAUCUAACACCCCCAACAUAAUACAACAUAAAUUUAUUUUGGAAAAUAAUGUGAAAGAUAAUGUAUCUGAAGUGAGCUCAUUUGUUUAAUUGGUUAGCUUUCAUUAUGGUUCUGGAUAACAUUAUUGGUGUUUACUCCACGUGGAAGUAUGCUUCUAAUAUCCCGAUGAGAAUAAUGAAUGGUAAUUGUUGGAAUCUAUUUCUGGACAAAUACUGUACAUAUAUAUUUAUCGUAUAAUUGUUAAGUAAUCCAACUAUUGAUAUUCGUGUCCCUCUUAUCAUAAGCUUUAUUUUGACCCCAUAGACUAUUAUCAUUAUUCUUAAGUUAUGUCCAAUCUAUCAAUUACUAUCUCCUAUAUUCACAGCCACAUUUGGCUGGAUCUUGUAUAAAUGUUGUUUCCUAUUUUUAUGGUACGAUGUGGUCUCUCUGAUUGGUAUAUAAAUUCCAGUAUGUUUGAAAUACAUGAUUCAUAUCGUAGAGUCAAAGAUUGGUGUUUUGGAUUUAACAGGCAGGGCUCGGCGGGAAGCAGGACCGAUAAGGACUGUAGACUGCUUGUACUUGUUUUAUGCGUCAUUGGUCCGAUCGAUAAUUCACUCCUCUCUUAUUGGCGGUAUCAUUAUGCUAUACAUUAAUAGGAUACAGGGCACAAGUUAUAACAAAGCUGUUUAAUCAGUCCAAACACUCCAAAUCAGCCUGUUCUGACGAUUUUUUUCUAUAAAUGGUUGGGUGUUUUCGUAGGUUUUUAUAAUUUAUAUUUUUCUUUGUAUCUUCAUUGAGCGACAUACUUAGUUCACCCUUUCCCGUGUUAUUGAUCAUUUUUAAAAAUAUAGAUUGGUCAAUAAGGCUUAUGUUGAUAUGUCUAUUGAUUGCCGAUCGGCCUGAAUAUCAGCAACGAUGAUGUUUUUUUUCAAAAACGUUUACAUGACAGACUGAAUUACUAGGAUUGUUGUUUGUAUGAGACCAUGGUCGCUACCGUGGUGUAGCGGUUAGUGCAUUAGACUUUGAAUCCAGCGACCCCUCAUGAGACCAUAAACUUAUUAUGUUGAUAAAAAUAAUCGAAUAUCAGUAGUCACUUCUUUUUUUCCAAUUACUGACAAACUACCAACAUCGAUGCUAAUAAACUAAGCCUGAAAAAAAUUAUCCAAACACGUCGAUAGUACCGAACCAUUGCUUUAUAUGUACAACAUAAGGUGAUAAAGCGCAAAAUAACGAGAUACCUGAAUUGUCUAACUUUUAAGGACCUCUAGAAAUGAUUUAAACAAGAGAAAUAGAGAUAGGUCAAGUUUGUUGCCACAAAUGAGGAUUAGUUGACUGAUUCCAAUGAUUCCAAGCACCUCCAGGUUGCAUCUCCUCAUUUCUGCAGCAAUUUGGAAGACUCUCUCGGUGUACCACAUUAUACGAGCAUUCCACGUACCUAAAUAAAUGGUUGCUCUGGUUGUCAGAAGGGGCAUCAUCAUCGUGACUUCCGAAGGAACUCGGCUUUCAUCAUUAGGCGUCAUAACUCUUCUAAAUGAAGACCUUCUAACUCCUAGGGUAGAGUUUAAAUGGUUUGAAUAAUUUUUUCUGGUCAGCGUUAUUUAGCGAGUUAGUUUUCUACAGGAUGGGAUCGCUAAUUUCAUGCCCAUCCCUCCUCCUUUGUCUGGGCUUGGGACCUGCAGUAGCCCCAGAGGGGGGUUACAGGCGGAGUUAGGAUUAGUUGACAGUGAACAAGAUCUCUAAUUUUGUUAGAUUACUUUUUCGUUGCUUAUUUGUUGAACAUAUCACUUCACAGGUUAUAUCAUUCUCAGUCAGUCAGUCAGUCAGUAACAACGUAGAACUUCGUACGUACGUACAUCAGUUCGAGUUGCCAUACCACAUUAGCACAGAGAUGCAGUUGUCGAUUCAAAACCCGUAGUGGUAGAGGUAGCAAGAGUAUAAGCAGUAAUCGGGAAGAUUAGGGUUUGGAGAUGUUAUUUAAAGAGUAUAAUACAGUAAAAUAAAUUUGGAAAGAGAAAAAAGAAAGGGACAUGAAGAAUUCAGAAGAUUAGAAUUUGGGAGAACACAGAGAGUGGAUGCACCUGCGCCAUUGCAAACGAUUUUUAGCCAUGUCAUUCAGGGUCUCUAACCAAACCACAAGGGUUGAUGAGACUUCCAAGAUAAGUGAAGCGGUCGACACACUCAACUACUUCACUCCCUAUCACUAGUUCGGGUGUCGAUGUAACCCAAUCCUGAAGCAACAUUUUGCAUUUCGAGGGAGAGAAUCGCAUCCCGAACAUGCUUGCAUUGUUGCUUAGAGUGGUCAGAAGACUCUGCAUUUUGUCAGCGUCUUCACCAAAUAAAACUAUGUCAUCUGCAUAUUCUAAGUCAACAAGUGAACCUCCCGGUAGAAAUUCAACCCCUGGAAAUUUAGAUGAGGAAAGUGUUAUCUCUAAACGUACGUCAAUAACAAAGUUAAACAAGAAUGGGGAGAGUGGACAGCCCUGACAUCAUUCUAUGUAUAGUAAUUUUCCAAUCUCAUUUGUGAAAUUCUCUUCAAUUUAUACGUUUUUUUUUUACAGAUAACAGUGGUCAUUGGAGUCGUGGUGGAAUAUUUCGAGCUCUUGAUAGACGUAGUAAUAAUCAAAUCAAAGAUGCAUAUGAAUUAGCUGGUCAAAUGGAUGAUUUAAAUUUAGGUGAUUGUUUAAUUGUUCCAAUUGAGAAUUCUGACGAUUCAUCAUCUUCAUCAUCAACAAAAAAAGAAAUUAAAACUUUUAAUGACUAUUUAACCAACCAUCAUAACAAUAAUGAUAAUAGUGAUGAUGAUAGCACUAAACCGACUGUCCAUAAUCAUUGGUCAAAUAAUUUUUCUGGCCUGUUAAUUGCUCAAAAACAUUCCAGUAAAACGUAUUCAACUGGUGAAGCUCCAGAUUUACAACUAAAUGCAUUAGAAAAAAGUUUAUGUGCUCUUGGAAUGGCUUGUGCACGUUUGAAAUUGUGUAAGUCAUAAUGAAGGAUUGAAUUUGUAGAUUAUUAACCAUUUUAUUUCGUGUCCAGAUAAUAAGAGCUAAGUUUUUUUUUAUAUUUUAUCACCGAGAUGUUAUAACAUAACACUAUUUUUAGCAAAGAUGUAUAAUGGCUAGCAGUGAAAUCUGGGAAUCGCGUUUCGUUCUCAUUGAAACUAGUCAACUGGAUGUACUUUCAUCUCAGAUUUGGUAUUCACUCCGGGACUCAAACUCAGUAACGUUCGCUUCAAAUGUCACCACUUUAUCCACAUAGCUACUGUAACCUGAUACAAACUAGCUUGUGCAAUGGGGUGAAGUUUUAAUUCAUUUUUAUAUUGUUUGUUUGAAUCUUCCUAUUGAUAUUUAGGACUGCAGUUAAUCAGUUUGCUAUUGGUAUAUGCAUCCUGUGCAGAUUGCCACGAUAUUGCCCUAAGUCACAAACAUUAUGAACAACUGACAGAUCUCAAAUAAGACGAAAUGAAUGUCCUGUGCGGAUUGCCUUAAUAAUAGCCAUUGUUUCCCAAGUUUAUAUAGAAUAAAUGGAAUGUGGCGAGUCCCAAUUAGGACAAAAAACGCUUACUAGACUCCACUUACAUCCAUAUUCCAUCUAUUCUAUGUAAGCUGGUGGAUGAUGUUUUUCCAAUAAUUAUUGAAUAAUACAUCAUGUGAUUUGUCAGUAUUUAUCGUCCCUUUUGAACAAAUGAACUAGCGUUACAGGUUCGAGCCACUACAUCUUAUGCAAUAUGUAGGAGACCAGUUCGAAUCUAAUUGGAAAACGAUGAAGAUAUACGACAGAUCAUUCUAAAUGACCACCGUAAACCAUGUUUGCCCAAGAUAGAGCUACGUAUUGCUUUCUAAUGAGUGAACAUCUCCCUGAGUGACUUAGAAAGGGCCCGACGAAAACGAGGCUUGACUCUAUCUUAGCACAUUUGAUUAACAAUGGUCAUAUAGUUGGCAAAGUCAAAUCAUUUCGAGUGAUCUACCAUAUACUCAUUUCGUUUCCCAAUAAGAUUUAAUCUCAUCUCCAACUUAUCAUUCUUUAUUUUAAGCUUUCUAACUCGUAUCAGAAAGGGGUAUUGUGGAUAUUAUAGUAAUUUCAAUAGUUGAGAUCAUGAGUCAAUUAAAUCCGGUGUUCAUCUUGUUGUGCUAAUGAGGUAUGGCAUUUGUAGCUGACUGACUGACUGUACUUAAAAAUACCUUAAAUAUCGAUGACACAUUUAACAAUAUUUUAGAUUUUUUUUUUAUUUUGCAGGCUCUGUUCAUAUUCCCCGAUUAGGGCAUGGAACUCAAGCAUUUACAUGGUAUAAAAUUGAAAGAUUAUUAAGAAAACAUCUUGUUGAUCAUCAUCAUAUUUCAGUAUAUGUAUAUUAUUAUCGUCCAGUUAAUGCAGAUAAUCAUCAUUCAUCUGAUUCCUGUACAACAUCUACUGCUUCAUGUUCGUCUACAUCAACUAAAGAACCUUUCAAGUCUCUGAAACGAAAAAUCUCCUCUUCAGAAAACAAAAUUAAUUUUAAUCAAAAUCUGGAAACUAUACAACCAGCCAAAUAUUUGUAUAAUUUAUUUACAGGCAAAUCAUUCUAUAUUGACAGUUCUUUAGUUGAUGACAAUGAUGGUGAUGUGAAGAAGUUAAAACGAAUAAUCAUUGCAUAUCCUUUUUAUUUGUUCAUUAUUUAAAUGUAAAUUAGAUUGUAAACGAAAUGAUAAGUAUGAACUAACUUUAAGAGAAGACUAAAAUUAUGCUCUUUUUCUUGUGAUAUAAUGUUUCGGUCACGAACUGUCAUUUGCUGGAUCAUGAAUGAGAACCUGGAAACUAUAGAUAGUUGUUUCGUCUUAGUAUAACAUUCCUUGAUAGACAGCCUUCACGACCCUACAUCCGAAAAUCAAACCUAGUAGAAUUCAACUAUCUCGAGUGUGAGACAAUUAUCCACUAUAGGUAAUGGAUGAGGGUGAUACAACAUCGUAAAUUGAUUGAAAUUAGACAUUUACCCAAUUGGAUGUCAGCUCAAUAGAUCCAAUAUCCUAGGGGAGUUGUCCCAACUGUUGUUGCUACCUUGACGUGGUGGUCGGGCUUAUCUAUCGUGAUGAACCAGUCGAGCUAUACUGGCUGGAAUAAUCGUUCGUCAAGGUCCUAUCAUGCCAGACAGGUCGGUUGAAGAACGGUAAGACUAAAAGCAGCAAACCCAAAAUUCGAAGGCGAAGUCGUACUGUUGAAUGUACAGAGGUGCGUUUUUCGGACAAUUAGCAUAACAGUGAUACUGCCUUCCCACAACGAGGAGUGGGGUUAGAAAAGGUCGACCCUAAAAAUGCACACUUCGCCCUAUCCUACGGAUAUCCGUCCCCGGCGGUUAAGGUCUCAACAAGUACGGAGCUAACAAGAAAAUUACUCGCAAAAAGUUAGUGUGUGACCGACCUCAAGCAGUUGUCCCUUGGGCCCUGUGGUCACGCUCUCGGGUCACUAAGACCACCCCUAACCCAGUUUCUUUUUCAGGUAUCUCCAGAAAAACCUUUCCAUGGUAUGGGCAACCGGGAAGCGAUAACUGCACUCAUGACCACUGUAUUCAUAAUCAACCUCUCUGAGGGGGUUGUAGAUGUGCACUGCUUAGGUGCUUCAUACUGAGACGAAACAGCUCUUCUGUGUUUUCUGAUUCUCAAUGAUGGUCUAGAUUAAAUCACUUCACGAUUUAAACGAUUAAAAUCCUCAAACUUGUACAAAUUCCUUCAUACUAAUGUUUUUUUAAAUAGAUAUAUAAUUAUGGUGGAAAACAGUUACUUAUUCACUUGACUAAGCUGUUAACCCACACUGUAUUCAUAAAUUCUAGUAAUACUAUCUGCCUUUUUGAAUCUCCUUAGUUGAUAUCGGAUUCAGUUAAAACUACUGAAUUAUAGUUUCCCUCUAGUCUAAGGUAAAAUGCUUAUCCAAUCCCACUGUCAUCUUUCCGUGAAAAUUCUAGAUUAUAUUUCUUGAUUGUAGUUAGCAGUGAAGUUUAGGACGCCUUUAAAGCGAUAGGUGCUGAUUGCCAGUUUUAGUAUAAUCUCCGGGUACAUUCAACUCAUGAGUCUCAGUUAAGAUGAAAUGCACCUCGUAAAUUAAUUGUAUUCACAAUUCAAAAACACAAUCAAACUUGUAACUGUAAUUCGUAUCUAAAUAAUGACUGAGUCGUUGCUUAUCCCAACAGAGAGUAUUUGGAAUUCAUUACUGAACACCACUGAUGUUAGAAAAUAAACCUUAGUUUGUGUUUAAACCGGAAAAUUUUAACAUUUCAUAAUCACUCAGCUGAUGAGUCCCAAAUAGGACAUAAUGCGCGUCCUAAAAUACACUACUAGUCACUAUCCAUCUUUGACUGACCAAAUAUUAGCCUUUUUAAACGAACAAGUGAUACAAUGUCAUUCUACUUUUUAACGAUGAAUAUAGCUUUCAUCUUCCCUUAACUCAAUAUUGUUAUUGAUUAAUCUAGUUCACUUAUGAUGGUGUUGUAGUAUCCAACCUAGACUCAUCUGUUACGCAUAUUAUUUACACAGGUAAAUUAAACCAGAGGAUGAAACCGAUCGAUAAAGAGAAUUGUUUUCAAUUAUCUGCAUCAUGGAUUUGGCAAAGUAUAAAAAAGCGUAUCUGUCUACCAGAAUCUGACUAUAAUAUAAUGUAAUAUUUUAUGCCUACUUUCUUUUAUUUUUAAGAUUGUAAACAUUAUUUUUCUAAAAGCAUAUCACUUUCCUUUUAAGAUUUCUAUUAAUACUGUAUAUUGACUAUUUGUAUACAGCAAUAAAGUGAUAUAUUGAACGAAUUCAAUUAUGUUCUUUAAAAAUAUACAUAUACUUGGUAAUGAAUGAUUAGAAAAAAAUCAACAGGAUAAGGAGAAUAUGCUCCCAUCUUAACACCAGCUAAAUCCAAGAACCUAUUCUGAUUUGUCAAGAUUGAAAGAUGGUACAUUGAACCAGUCAGAAAUUGGCCAAAUGAUAAAUGCGCGUGAUUGCCACUCCCCUAAUGCCCUAGUACGACCGAUAGUGGGGAGCUUCCACUCUCUCUCGAAAUGCUCUCACAUGGCCACGUGCAUACAACCACUGUCAGGGAAGUCCUACACACUACCAUCUUGCGGCAUUAUUGUUGUUUACGAAAUUGAGAGGGCAAAAAGCAAAUGUCCGAUGCUUUAACCGGGCUGGCGGACACGGAUAGUCCAGCUAGGGGAGUAGGAAAACCCUGAUUCCAAACCAAUGGUGCACAUGGAGUCCAGUAUCCUGAAGGAACAAGUGGCGCAUGAACCAAUCGUCGGUCACUGACUAUCAUGGGACUGUAUCUCCUGACGUUGCUCCACUGUCUCGUGGAUCAGACCUUUAGGUCGAAGGCCCCGGGUGUGGCCCCCUAAGAUAACCACCCGCUCUGGUUUGGGCACCCUAUCAGUAUCCGAGACCCCACAGAAAUCUAUUGGUUCGUUCGGUGCCUCCCUGUACCAAUGUUUAUGUGUUUAAAUAAAUAAGUGCGCGUGCAUGGCCUAUAAACAGGUUUCAUUCAUAAGAGGUGAAACAUACAUCAGUAGCCUAAUUUUUUAAGGAUAUAAAUAUACGAGUGCACAUACAGUCGAUUCGCUUCGUCAAUAAACUACUUUUCUCAUUGUCUUUUAAUUCGAGCAGUCAGUUGAGGCCAUUCUUAGGAAGACUGUGUAUCAUUAUCACACUCAAACACCGCACGCUACAAAAGCGCUAGGUUUGUGUUUUAUAGUUGCUAACAUUCAUUAAAAAUCUACAUGAGAUACGUCCUUUAAUUGACCAUUAGGUGGCAAACCAUGUAUUAUCAAAUAAUUAUGCUAUUAAAGUUCUAGAUAAGUUAACUGGCUCAAUUACAACCAACAGGUUGUUUCUUGUUUUCUAAAUGCAUCACAUGGAGCUUUGGAUCUUCAAAUAAAUUUUCGUUUAC